UUCAUCAAUAUCUCUGAUUGCAAGUUUUUCUCCCUCAAUCUCUCCAUAAUUUUUUGAAUCCAUAUUUCUUGCUCCAAUUAAUCUUGACAGCCUUUUUUUUUUUUUUAUUAAACCCAACCUCUCUCAUUUACGCUUCCAUUGCUCUUGCCUGCCUAGAUUUAUUUAUUUUUUUCGACCACUCUCCAAUGGAGGAUGAUGAAUCAAUCAUGGUUUUAAACGCUAAACUGAAUGUGGCAGCAGCAGAAACCUCAGAUUCCGGCAACAGCAACUACACAUUACGUGCCAACAAACGUUCCAGGCAUGAAAACGGUGCCUCUUUAGCAAGGUUUAAAGGGGUUGUGCCACAGCAAAACGGAAAUUGGGGUGCACAAAUUUAUGCCAACCACCAGAGGAUUUGGCUUGGGACAUUCAAGUCCGAGAAAGAAGCUGCCAUGGCUUAUGAUAGCGCCGCCGUCAAGCUUCGAAACGGGGAUUCCCAUAGAAACUUUUCAUGGACAGAUCACAACAUCCAAGAGCCUAAUUUCCAAAACCUUUAUAGCGCAGAAGAUGUAUUGAACAUGAUCAGAGAUGGUUCCUAUCAAGCCAAGUUUGCAGAUUUUGUCAAAACACUAUCCGAAAGGGAUGGGAAAUUGGGCACAAAACAUAACAAAAAUUUGGUUCAUGGAGAUAUACAAUUUACUUGUGUGCAACUUUUUCAAAAGGAAUUGACUCCAAGUGAUGUUGGCAAGCUUAAUAGACUUGUGAUCCCCAAGAAAUAUGCUGCUAAGUACUUUCCAUACAUUUGUGAGAAUGAUCAACAAAGUUUGGUUGGUGGUGGUGGUGGUGGUGGGUUAGAAGACAUAGAGCUUGUUUUCUAUGACAAGUUGAUGAGGACAUGGAAAUUUCGAUAUUGCUAUUGGAGAAGUAGCCAAAGCUUUGUUUUUACAAGGGGUUGGAAUCGAUUUGUGAAGGAGAAGAAAUUGAGGGAAAGAGACACCAUCAUAUUUUACACAUGUGAGUGGCCUGGUGGGGAAAAAAGGGGCCAAAAUUUCUUCCUAAUUGAUGUAAAUUACAAUGGUGAACAAAAUUGUAUGAAUGAGGAGAAGAAGGCCUCUAACAGAUUGGAAUCCUCAGGUCAUCAGGAUAAUUUGCAAGUGGAAUUGGAACUGAAUUUGGGGAAGAAUUUCUACUGCAGAGUGGACAAUGAGGACAAACCUAUCAAUGGAUUAGAGUCAUCCCAUAAUGUGGAGGGCAAAAGGAUUUCCCUUUUUGGAGUACACAUUAACUGA
Molecule: messenger RNA, 1268 nt
Organism: Durio zibethinus
Lineage: Eukaryota; Viridiplantae; Streptophyta; Magnoliopsida; Malvales; Malvaceae
Source: RefSeq, a predicted model, not a curated record